Molecule: messenger RNA, 2288 nt
Organism: Onychomys torridus (southern grasshopper mouse)
Lineage: Eukaryota; Metazoa; Chordata; Mammalia; Rodentia; Cricetidae
Product: leukocyte immunoglobulin-like receptor subfamily A member 2
Exons: 8
Biological process (GO): cytokine-mediated signaling pathway
Molecular function (GO): inhibitory MHC class I receptor activity
Source: RefSeq, a predicted model, not a curated record
GUAACCACUGGGGAGCAGGUAACUCUAAUUUGUGAAGGACCCUUAGAUGCCCAGGAAUACAAGCUCUAUAAAGAAGGAAAUCCAGAUUUCCAGAUACCAACAGCUUAUGAAGACACUGAAAAAAUGAACAAGUCCAUUAUCUCAUCUAUUAGAAGUCAUGACGCAGGACACUAUUGGUGUUAUUAUAAGAGCCCUAAUGGCAUAUCAGAACACAGUGACACUCUGGAGCUGGUGGUGACAGGUGUCUACUCCAGCAAAGUCACCCUUUCAUCCCUGCCCAGCCCUGUGGUGACCUCAGGAGGUUAUGUGACUCUUCAGUGCUCCUCACAAGAGGAAUAUAACAGUUUCAUUCUAGUGAAGGAAGAUCAAAAUUUUUCUAUGCCCAGGGCCUCACAGAACACAUACACUGGUGUAUUCCAGGCCCUGUUCACAGUGGGUCCUGUGUCUCGAAAACAGAGAUGGAGAUUCACAUGUUAUGGCUAUUACUCCAACAGCUCACAGCUGUGGUCAGUACCCAGUAACAGCCUAGAACUCCUGGUCUCAGGGACCCUCCACAAACCCGCCAUCUGGGCUGAGCCAGGCACUCUGAUCACAUUAGCGAGACCUGUCACCAUCUGUUGUGAGGGGACCAGAGAAACCCAAAUGUAUGUGCUACAUAAAGAGGGAGACCGAGAAUCAGGGGACAGACAGACCCAAAAGAAUGACAACAAUAAGGCAAAAUUCACCAUCCCAUCUGUGACAAUGCUGCAUGCAGGGAAAUAUCACUGUUACUCCUACACCUCUGCUGGGUGGUCAGAGUACAGUGACACCCUGGAGCUUGUGGUGACAGGAGUCUCCACCAAACCCAGACUGAUAGCUCAGAACAGUCCUGUUGUAACCGUAGGACAGUCUGUGACCCUCUUGUGUACCUCAAAUCAGAGACACACCUGGUUCAGUUUAAUUAAGAACAAGCAGAAGCAUUCCAUCUCCAUGGGCUCACAGGAUGUAAAUACUGGGCUGUCUUCUGCCAGGUUCCAAGUGCAUCUCAUGACCUCCCACCAAAGAUGGAGGCUCAGAUGCUAUGGCUAUAACACAAGCAACCCUCAAGUGUGGUCAGAAGGGAGUGACGUCCUGGAGAUUCUAGUCUCAGGAACCCUCCAGAAACCCAGCAUCUGGGUGGAGCCAGGCUCUCUGAUCACCUCAGGGAAACCUGUGACAAUCUGGUGUGAGGGAACCAUGGAAACUCAAAUAUAUUUCUUGUAUAAAGAAGGAAGCCCAGCACCCUUGGACAGAUUUACUGCACCAGUGCCUGAUCACAAGGCCAAAUUUAUCAUUUCAUCAUUGACAGAGUAUAAUGCAGGACGAUAUCGCUGUUACUGUUAUAAUUCUGCUGGGUGGACACAGCAGAGUGACCCCCUGGAGCUGGUGGUGACAGGCUUUUGCCAUGGUAAACCUACUCUGUCAGCCUUGUCCAGCCCUGUGGUGACCUCAGGUGUGAAUGUGACUCUCAAGUGUGUCUCAUCAAAAGGAUACGAUUGGUUCAUUUUAACUGGGGAAGACCAGAAUUUCUCCAGGUUCCUCAAGGCACAGUACACACACACUGGACAGUCCCAAGCUCUGUUUCCUGAGAUCCCUGUUUCAUCCAACAAGAGCGGGCCCUUUAGAUGUUAGGGAUAAUUGCAAAGUAGACCACAUAUCUGGUCAGAGGCCAGCAACCCUCUGGAGAUAUUUGUCUCAGGAUCUGCUGAGAACAUCACUGCAUCACAAAACAUGUCCAAACCAAAGACAGACUCAGAGACACAGGAUCAUCGUACAGUGGAGAAUCUGCUCAGAAUGGGGAUGGCAGGCUUGGUCCUUGUGGUCCUUGGAAUACUGGUGUUUGAUGCUUAUCACAGCAGUAGACAAAUUCAACACAGAAAUGGACUGUGAAUGGGGGAUACAGCAACACAUCUUUUACAGUGUCAUGGACUGGACACUAAAUGUGGGGAUUUAGGGUGGAUUUGUAAGAAAAUACAGUGCUCAUGUUGGAGAACUGACUAGGGGUCAAUGAGAAUUGAGACCAAGAUAAAUAAAUGUCUGUUUAUUGGGAUGGAGAGUACUUUCUCCACCAAUCAAAGUUAUUCCCUUACAUCUUGCUGUAGACUUUUGCUGACAAGUGCCUCCUUUCUCCUCACCUAAUGACAUGGGCAAACAUCCUGCACCACCAAACAGGGUUGGCUCCUAAUCUUUGUACUUAUUCUGGAUUGUCUUACUUUUAUGUAACUUCUAUUAUUUUAAAUUACUAUGUUCCCAUCAACAUUACAAAUUUC